AUGACAUCAUCAAUUCCGCUUCGACCUCUUGGAAAAACAGGUGUAAAUAUCCCGUCAAUUGGAUUGGGAUGUAUGGGAAUGAGCGAAUGCUAUGGAGCAUCUGAUAAUGAUCAUAGCUUGCAAGUAUUGAGACGCUCCAUUGAAUUGGGAAGCUAUCAUUGGGACACUUCAGAUACCUAUGGAGUUGGCAAAAACGAAGAAUUAUUAUCACACAUUUUAAGAGAUCAUAGGAAAGAUGUACUUGCUACUAAAUUCGCCAUUAUUCGCGAUGAAAACGGAGCUCUUAAAGGUAUACGAGGAGACGCACCAUAUGUUCGUGAAGCUUGUGAAAAAAGUCUGAAGCGAUUAGGCACCGAUUAUAUUGAUCUUUAUUACCAACACCGUGUCGAUCCAAAAAUACCAAUUGAAGAAACUGUUGCUGCUAUGGCUGAACUAGUCAAAGAGGGAAAAGUUAAGUAUCUUGGACUUUCGGAAUGUAGUGCUGAUGAACUUCGACGGGCUUAUAAAGUACAUCCAAUUGCUGCUUUACAGUAUAGUCCAUGGACUCUUGAUAUUGAGCAAAAUGGAGUUCUUGAAGCGUGUCGCGAACUUGGUGUUACCAUUGUAGCUUAUAGUCCAUUAGGGCGUGGUUUCUUGUCGGGACAAAUAAAAUCCCUUGACGAUUUGGCCAACGACGACUUUCGAAGACUAAUUCCGCGUUUCCAAGGCGAAAAUUUCGCGAAAAAUCUCGAAAUUGUACAUCGCCUUGAGGAAUUAAGCCGCAAGAAAGGAGUUACAAGCAGUCAACUUUGCUUAGCUUGGAUUUUGGCUCAGGGAGAAGAUUUUAUUGUUAUCCCGGGAACCAAAAAAAUGAAAUAUCUCGAAGAAAAUGUUAAAGCAGCAACUAUUACUCUAACCACUGAAGAGAUCAACGAAAUACGAUCUGCUAUAAAUGCUGUUGAAGUGAUUGGGAAUCGGGACCCAGACUUUAUAGAU
Molecule: messenger RNA, 975 nt
Organism: Ambispora leptoticha
Lineage: Eukaryota; Fungi; Glomeromycota; Glomeromycetes; Archaeosporales; Ambisporaceae
Source: the annotation of a GenBank genome assembly